Messenger RNA from Diorhabda carinulata, 1395 nucleotides. Its product is annotated as putative ankyrin repeat protein RF_0381. The transcript has 5 exons. Gene Ontology annotation, cellular component: cytoplasm. Bases 174 to 1226 code for a protein of 350 amino acids. Lineage: Eukaryota; Metazoa; Arthropoda; Insecta; Coleoptera; Chrysomelidae. The record is from RefSeq and is a predicted model, not a curated record. Gene Ontology annotation, molecular function: protein binding.
UUGUUGUUGACUUGUUCCAGCAUAAAAUGGCUUUUUAAAAUCUAAUUCAAUUACAAAAAUGGCUCUUAUAAGUUGUAUUUAGCUGAAAAUGGUUUUUCAAUUAUAACUAUGUGAAAUUAUAAAAUUGAUAUUCCUAGUUUCAAGUAUGGAAAAUCAGUUUUAUUCUGAAAACAAUGACAAUAUGUCACAGUGACAAAUCAGGUUUCAGUUUUGAGAAUAUUAUAAAAUGUAAAAUGGGUACAAUUGCUUCUACAUUCAAUUCAACAGCUCUAACCUCAGAAUCGAGUCCUACGGAUAUGCGUAUUGGAGUUAAAGGUUGGAAACGUAUUAAACAACAUCUUAAAAAAACAUUUAUAGAAGCUGUUCAGCAGAGUAACUUGAUUUUUUUAAAGGCUUGUUUAAAUCUUGGUGUAGAUGUUAAUGUUGAUAUUGAAGAUGGUGACACAGCUUUGCAUUUAGCCGCAGAAAAAUGCGAUAUGCCGGUUUUGAAAUAUCUAUUAACAUCUCCAAAAGUGGAUAUCAACAGAAAAAACAAUACGGGACUUACUCCAUUAAUGAAAGCUUGUAUUUUUAAUUGUAGGGAAGUUGUUCAACUAUUACUGAGAUAUGGAGCUAAUCCUAACUCGUAUUCGGAUGACGGAAAUAGACCAUUACAUUUCGCUUGUGCCAGAAGUAAUAUGGGGAUUGUUUUCGAUUUGGUCCAGCAUGGAGCUAUCGUUAACGUAAGAAACGUAUUUGAUAGUACCCCUCUAAGUAUUUCUGUGAUAGAUUAUCCGUCAUUACCUAUCGCUAAAUAUAUUUUGAAAAAAGGAGCACAUAAACACGGUACCAAGGAAUUUCCGUUACUUCUAGAAUGUGCAUUGUGCUGUAACACUCUUAAGAGACUUCAUAUUUUCAAAAUACUAGUAGACAGAGGAAUGGAUAUUCAUCAAGUUCAUCCGAUAGAAAAACGCAAUUGUCUACAUUACGUCGCGAUAAGUUCUUAUCUUCCUUUGGUAAAUUAUAUUCUUACGUUGAAUGUAGACAGUGAUUUGACUGUCCGUGAUGCUAGUGGAAGAACGCCACCAGAAAUAGCUGUAAUUCAUGGUAACUACACAGUUUACCAUUUGUUCCGAUAUUACCAUUAUCGUAUACUGCAAGAAAGAAAUAAUAGCGUUACGACAAAUGAUAAGAACACAAAUACAUCUCCUAAUCUAACACGAACUUCUAGCAGGAAAUUCUCUUGACGUUAGUCCAACAUAAGGUAUCUUGUUAACGAGCUAAUGGAAAAUAUCAUUAUGUAUGUUUAUUUAACUAAUAUGUGAUAAAUUAUUUUUUAAAUUUUAUUUUUCAUAAAUAAUUCGCAGAUACAAAGUUUUCUGUAAGAACCUAUCAUUAAAUUACUGUUUUUUCAAA